AUGGACGACCUUGGGAAUCCUCAGCAAAUCCAUGGUAUAGAACUCGAUAACUCGCCUAAUAAAGAUGAAUCUCAAGGUAAAACGAGGGAAAUUAAGAUUGGUCAUCCCUCAGGACAUCACCAGAGAAAAGCAAUGAAUAUUGUUGAGCAGUUAUUAGAUACUGUCAGCCAAGAAUUCUUACUCAACUGUGCGAAAUUUAUUGAUCCAAGCUACUAUGAUGAUGCAAUCGAAGAACGUUUUAUAAUCCGAAAAUGUGGUUAUCCAAUUUGUGAAAAUCAGUUACAAAAUGUUACUCGUCAAAAAUAUCACAUUGAUACUGCUCGCAAUAAGGUAUACGACAUGGAAAAGAAAAGGAGGUUUUGUAGCAAUUUCUGCUGCAAAGCUUCCAAUUUCUUUGCUAAACAGUUAUCGACAGAGCCAUUAUGGGGGCGCCACGAAAUUAAGAACAAGAUAGUUUUGCUGCAGCAUUUAUCUUCUGACGAACAAUCAAGUGCCAAACUACCAGCAGAUGAUCAUGAAAUAACAUUGAUUACCAACAAUGUCGACCUUCUUAAAAUAAACGAUGAAGCUAAACCCGAUUUGGGUAGUCAUAAUUCAUAUAAAUUAUCACGCCAAUCCAAUAAUAAAAUAAAGGAAUCAACCUCCAUAAAGGAAGACUUUGAAAGAUCUAAAAUAAAGCUAACACAGACCGACAAUAAACGCGAAUUAGAUGCAACUCUGUUAAUGCAUCAUGAUUCACCGUCACCUUAUUCGUCGUCGAAGAAUAUCAGUCCGAUUGUUAGCAUCAAAGAAACUAAAUUGAAAGAAGAUUUAUUCGCAGAUGAUAUUCCCAGUGUUGAUGUCGAUCAUGCAUUCAAUCAUCAAUAUCAAUCUUUUCAUUCUAAUAGUAAAUUAAAAAAUACCUUUGACCCAUGUCGCACUCUCCCAGUUAUGCAACCUACUGUUGUUGUUCCACAAAAAACUGAUCCGUAUGCAAAAAUAAUACAUGUUUUACAGGAAUGGAGCACGACUGAAACAAAAAAUUUCUUAAUGCCCGCAGAUUUAAAUAAUCCUAAUUGUGAUCCUAAAACUGAAACCACUGUACAUAUAGCAAAGGAUUCUUGGAAAAUAGAUGAUACGCGAGAUUGUAGACCUGAAUUAUCGAAGAAUGGGAGUCAUGACAGAUCUAUCUCCAAAGAGAACCUGGCUGAACCGGAAAGACAGGAAACUGACGUCUAUCUACCUCUGCAUUCAAGUAACUAUCAGGCAUCUUUACGUCGGAAUAUUAUAUUAGAUCGUAUAAAAAAAGGGUUACGGGAACCGCUAUCUUCCCUUAAUCUCAUCUAUUGUGAUAUUCGACAAGAUAUGACUGAUCUGAUUCGUACUUUCAGGCUAUCAAGGGAUAACAUUUCAUUAAAUCAUAAACAAUGGAAGUUACUAGCCGUUAUUCUUAUAACAAUAUUGUCUUUUAAGAAUUCUAUCAUUGGUGCUCACUUGAAAUCACGACAAGAAAAUUAUAACCAAUUAUUGCGAAACUUAGACACUAAUGAAAAACAAAUUCUUCAAUUUUCUUCAAUAUUGCACCAAAGAUAA
Molecule: messenger RNA, 1572 nt
Organism: Trichoplax adhaerens
Lineage: Eukaryota; Metazoa; Placozoa; Uniplacotomia; Trichoplacea; Trichoplacidae
Exons: 12
Coding region: 1-1572 (523 amino acids)
Cellular component (GO): nucleus; cytoplasm
Molecular function (GO): RNA polymerase II CTD heptapeptide repeat phosphatase activity; RNA polymerase core enzyme binding
Source: RefSeq, a predicted model, not a curated record